AAGGGUCUCCAUUUUAUUCUUGGAGAGAGAGCUUGACAUCAACACAAUAUCAACUUCCCCGACGAUAUCCCGCUCCGAACGCUCGUCCACGAAAGAGCGCCCCCUGCCGACGCGAACGAAUCUCUCUGAGUUCGAAUCACUGCUGAAAGAAACACAUCAAGCCCCACGACACACAUAUCCAUCAUGAUUGCGCAGCGGGUGGGCGUGUCGGCCCUGCGCCGAGCGGCAGGAAAGCCCUCCGUCUUCUUCAACUCUCAGAUCCCCAAGAUCGUCGCCGCGUCGCACAUGUCGACGACUCAGAUCCGCCCCGUCGCAACCACCAAGCUCAACCCCGACGACGGCCUCGAGCUCCUCGCCAAGCAGCGCCUCAACCGUCCCGUCUCCCCGCACUUGUCCAUCUACAAGAUGGAACAGACGUGGUUCGGUGCCUCCAUCUGGACCCGUAUCACCGGCGGUGGCCUGUCCGCUGCCUUUUACGUCUACUUCGGCACCUACCUCGUCGCGCCCCUGCUCGGCUGGCACGUCGAGAGCCAGUCGCUCGUCGCCGCCUUCGGCGCUCUGCCCCUCGCCGCAAAGGGCGGCCUCAAGUUCCUCGUCGCCUGGCCCUUCACCUUCCACUUCUUCAACGGCAUUCGCCACCUGACCUACGACCUCGUCAAGGGCUUCAGCAAGCCCGAUAUCGUCCGGUGGGGCUGGAUCAUCUGGUCCACCUCGCUGGUCUCCGCCGCCGGCCUGGCCUUUGCGUGGUAGACGGAGCGAGACACGGGGAAGAGCCUAGACGGGAGGUGACGCAAGGCUCGAACUACAGGAGUCUUGUCUGCGAAGUUGGUAAUGGGGGUGAUGUGGUGAGGUAGAAAUUGGGGGAGGCUGGGGGAGUUCUGAUUGGUUGGCGCCUGGGACGGCUGGGCGUACGGCCUCUUCCCUUAUGCUUAAGGCGAGGGGAAUUGUAUAGAGUGAAAAUUGUAAAAUGAAUUCCCUUGAGUAACAAGCACGUUAAUCAAUUGUUCAACUAUGGCG
Molecule: messenger RNA, 1017 nt
Organism: Colletotrichum navitas
Lineage: Eukaryota; Fungi; Ascomycota; Sordariomycetes; Glomerellales; Glomerellaceae
Product: succinate dehydrogenase cytochrome b subunit
Exons: 3
Coding region: 184-750 (188 amino acids)
Biological process (GO): mitochondrial electron transport, succinate to ubiquinone; tricarboxylic acid cycle
Cellular component (GO): membrane
Molecular function (GO): electron transfer activity; oxidoreductase activity, acting on the CH-CH group of donors
Source: RefSeq, a predicted model, not a curated record